Molecule: messenger RNA, 1746 nt
Organism: Plutella xylostella (diamondback moth)
Lineage: Eukaryota; Metazoa; Arthropoda; Insecta; Lepidoptera; Plutellidae
Source: RefSeq, a predicted model, not a curated record
ACAAUGACGAAUUGACCUGCGUGACGUGGCAGGUCUUGAUAAAAUGUAUAUUUAAUGAAGUGUGAGCGCGUCUGCAGCAGUUCCAGCGCAGCCAUCCUCGAGCAACCAUGAGAGCAGCCGUGCUACUGACGUGCCUGGCGCUGGCGGCCGCGGAUCACUACCACAGCGAGGCGGUGUGGACGGCGCGCGGCGGCGUGGAGCCCGACCCGCUGGAGCACACCGCCGCCUACUGGCACGCGGAGGCGCAGGCGGCGCUGGCGGCGCGGCUCGAGCCGGUGGACCGGCGCGCGGCGCGCAGCGUCAUCAUGUUCCUGGGCGACGGGCUGUCGGUGCCCACGCUGGCGGCGGCGCGCGCGCUGCAGGGGCAGCUACAGGGCCGGCCCGGCGAGGAAGCGCGCCUCGCCUUCGAGACCUUCCCCGUCACCGGGCUCGCCAAGACCUACUGCGUGGACGCGCAGAUCCCCGACUCGGCGUGCACGGCCACGGCGUACCUGGGCGGCGUGAAGGUGAACUACGGCACGCUGGGCGUGACGGCCGCCGUGCGCCGCGGCGACUGCGACGCCUCGCUCGACAACUCCACGCACAUCGACUCCAUCGCCGCCUGGGCCAUACAGGACGGCCGUGAUGCCGGUAUCGUGACCACGACCCGCGUGACGCACGCGUCGCCGGCCGGAGCGUACGCCAAGAUCGCCAACAGGAACUGGGAGAGCGACGCCAACGUGCGCGCGGCCGGGCUGGACCCCGAGCGCUGCCGGGACAUCGCGCACCAGCUCGUGCACUCGUUCCCCGGCAACCGGCUCAAGGUGAUCCUGGGCGGCGGGCGGCGCGAGUUCCUGCCCAACAGCACCGUGGACGAGGAGGGCGCGCGCGGGCGGCGCCUGGACGGGCGCGACCUGGUGGGCGAGUGGCGCGCGGACAAGCGGGCGCGCAACGCGUCGCACAGCUACGUGUGGGACCGCGCGGGGCUGCUGGCGGCGCCCGCGGACGACGACUACCUGCUGGGGCUGUUCGAGAGCUCGCACAUGCAGUACCACGCGGAGGCGGACGCGGCGCGCGAGCCGAGCCUGGCCGAGCUCACGGAGGCGGCCAUCGCGCGGCUGUCGCGCAACCCGCGCGGCUACUUCCUGUUCGUGGAGGGCGGGCGCAUCGACCACGCGCACCACGACAACCUGCCGCGCCUGGCGCUGCUGGAGACGCUGCAGCUGAGCGAGGCGGUGGCGCGCGCCGCCCGCCUCGCCGCGCCCGACACGCUGCUGCUGCUCACGGCCGACCACGCGCACGUCAUGACGUACAACGGCUACUCGCGCCGCGGCAACCCCGUGCUGGGCCUGUCGGGCGACGCCGGCCGCGACGGCAAGCCCUACCUCACGCUCAGCUACACCAACGGGCCCGGCUACCGCCCGCACGAUGCAAACGGACGACCAGACAUCAGCCUUGAAAACGAGUUUGGCGCACCUCGAACUCGCGCCCACGCUGACGUGCCGCUGGACUCAGAGACGCACGGCGGGGACGACGUGGCGGUGUUCGCGCGGGGCCCGGGCCAGCACGUGUUCACGGGACUGUACGAGCAGAGCCAGCUGCCGCACCUCAUGGGCUACGCGGCGUGCCUGGGCCCGGGCCGCCACGCCUGCAGCCCCGCGCCCCCGCGCGCCGCGCCCGCCCCCGCGCUCGCCCUCGCCGCGCUCUUCGCCGUCGCCGCUGCAGCCCUGCGCUGAUUUCACUCAUAUUAUAGUUUUAUUAGUUUUU